Glycine soja is the source of this 806-nucleotide messenger RNA. Its product is annotated as 50S ribosomal protein 5, chloroplastic-like. The transcript is spliced from 2 exons. Bases 86 to 529 code for a protein of 147 amino acids. The record is from RefSeq and is a predicted model, not a curated record. NCBI's taxonomy places the organism in Eukaryota, Viridiplantae, Streptophyta, Magnoliopsida, Fabales, Fabaceae.
CACCCACACAUCACAUCAACAUGGCAUAGCUUAUCCUUAAAUCCCAAUUCUAAUUCUCUUCUUCAUUUCCUUUCCCCAAACAAACAUGGCUCUUCUCUCUUUCAAUUCCUUCACACUCUCCCCUCUCCAUUCACCAUUACUCCCCUCUUCUUCCACUUUUGCUCUUCCCACCACCUCUGCUUCAAGAGCAAACGUGAUUCUGCCCCCGAAGCCCUUGAAUGGAGUUCGAAUCUCGACACCCAAAAGGAGGACUGAGUCGGUGAUUGUCUCCGCCGCCGCGGAGGACGCGAGUUCGGCUGUGGAGGGUGGGUCGCCGCCGCCUCCUCCGGCGGAGAGCGAGAAAGAGAGCGGCGCCUCCGUGGAGAAGCUUCCGUUGGAGUCGAAGGUGAAGGAGAGAGAGGAGCAAAAGCUGAGGAUGAAGCUGGCGAAGAAGAUAAGGUUGAGGCGGAAAAGGCUUCUUCGGAAACGCAAGUUGAGAAAGAAGGGUAGAUGGCCACCUUCUAAGAUGAAGAAGUUGAAGAAUGUAUGAUUGUCAAUUUCAAUGUGCUUUUUUUUUUUGCAGGUUUAUUUAAGCUUCAUUGUUCAUUUUCUCAUUUUAUUUUCAAAUUAAUGUGUAUUGUGUAUUGUGUAUUUUGAUAAUUUCCUUAAUUUUCGAUCAAGGAUGCUGUCCCCAAUUUGGUGAAUAAGGGUUUUGAUUUGGAAUCCAUGUUAACAUGAUUGCCAUAUCACCAAAAUGGAUGGAACUUAAUAUGAACACAAAAUGGAUGAUCAAAUGCCCCCUUUAUGAAAUCCCUGGUGUUUUAGAU